This is a messenger RNA of Heteronotia binoei (common prickly gecko), 1429 nucleotides long. RefSeq names its product zona pellucida glycoprotein 1 (gene ZP1). The record is from RefSeq and is a predicted model, not a curated record. The transcript has 10 exons. NCBI's taxonomy places the organism in Eukaryota, Metazoa, Chordata, Lepidosauria, Squamata, Gekkonidae. Gene Ontology annotation, cellular component: egg coat. Bases 52 to 1377 code for a protein of 441 amino acids. Gene Ontology annotation, molecular function: structural constituent of egg coat; acrosin binding. Gene Ontology annotation, biological process: binding of sperm to zona pellucida; prevention of polyspermy.
GUAGAGGAACUGGCAAGAAAUGGACAGGUCAUUGCUACUCAUGACAUCCAUAUGAUCUGCCCUAAAUCAGAACACAUUCCAACACCAGAUGGCAAUAUGCAUCGUGUGCCUCAGCCACCGGUGCCUGGCCUGGUGCGCCCACUGUCUCACCUCUAUCCUCCAAUAUACAACAUAGGCAAUCAUUUAACAAUGGAACAAUGUCAAGUUCUGGGCAGCAAAAUCCCUUGUGCAGAUACCAAUGAUCAGGCAACUUGCCGUCAAGCUAGCUGCUGCUAUGAUGACAGUGACUUUAGUACUCCUUGUUACUAUGGAAACACAGUCACUGUUCAGUGCCUUAAGGAAGGCCACUUCAUCCUGGUUGUCUCUAGGGACAUGUCAGACUACCCAGUUGUCCUUGACUCUGUUAAGCUGUCUUAUGCCCAAGCGGGGUGUGACCCUGUCAGGAGAACAGAGGCGUUCCUUGUCUUUCGCUUCCCCCUGACCCAGUGUGGCACAACUGUCCAGGUGAUUGGUGAUAAACUAAUUUAUGAAAAUCAACUAAUCUCUGGCAUUGAUAUCCAAAAUGGGCCAGAUGGGGCCAUCACCCGAGACAGCACCUUCAUGGUCCAUGCUCGCUGCAUCUACAAUGCCACUGACUUCCUGCCAGUCCAGGCUGAAGUCCUCUUGCCUCCCACCCCAGCUCCAAUUUCCCAAAUGGGACCUCUCAGGCUUGAACUGCGCAUUGCUACAGAUGCCAGCUACAAAUCCUAUUACUUGGAUGAAGAUUAUCCGGUGGUGAAGGUACUCAGGGACUCUGUGUACGUGGAGGUUCGCAUCCUGCAGAAAACAGACCCCUCCCUGGUUUUGGUUCUGCAUGACUGUUGGGCUACUCCCAGUGCUAAUCCCCUUGAGCAGUUGCAAUGGCCAAUCCUGAUAGACGGGUGCCCAUUUGAAGGAGAUAACUACAGAACCCAGCGGGUGCCUCCAGGGCCUGCCUCAUCUGAACUGCCUUUUCCAACUCACUACCAGCGCUUUAUCAUUUCUACUUUUGCUUUUGUGGAUUCUGGCUCUCAAGUGCUGCUUAGUCAGUUGGUUUACCUCUUCUGUAGUGCAUCAGCCUGCUACCCUUCCCAGUUUGAGCCUUGCGGAACAUGCAGCACUAGAUCUUCUCCAAGAGGCCGCAGGUUUUUGGACCCUCUGAAUAGGACAGAACCUGUGGACCUGGCAAGCUCUCAUGGACCUGUGAUCUUUCCUGAGACCAAACAGCCAGUGUAUAACAGCUCAGAAAUCCAAACAGAUUUUAACUCUGUUAUCUUGGGGUGCCUUUCUGUGGCAACUGUGUUUUCUGUGGUUGUAUUGCUGACCACGCUCUGGAGAUGGAACCGCAAAAGAUCCUGACUCUUCUGUGUAGCAGAGAUGUAACACAAAAAUAAAAGUCACUGAUAAUCCA